Molecule: messenger RNA, 813 nt
Organism: Corythoichthys intestinalis (scribbled pipefish)
Lineage: Eukaryota; Metazoa; Chordata; Actinopteri; Syngnathiformes; Syngnathidae
Exons: 5
Coding region: 280-732 (150 amino acids)
Cellular component (GO): nucleosome
Molecular function (GO): protein heterodimerization activity; structural constituent of chromatin; DNA binding
Source: RefSeq, a predicted model, not a curated record
AAGGCGACGUUUGAAUAGCACAGUGUUGCUUUUAUAUGUCCGCACUUAGUUGGCCACCAAACUUUAUUUUACUGGUCACUUUCGGACUGGCAAGUUGGCUGCUUGUGCUAGUUUGCCAAGUCGUCGUCAAAUACACAAGCAACGACAAAGGCUGAGAUAUUAGGUUUGCUCUUUGCAUCCUGCGACGUCUAAAGGUAUCCGUAGUCGAUACCCCGGUUGAUUCUGUUUACCUUCUCCGACCAAGCUCGUUUAAGUUCAAGAAUCCACUAUAGUUGAUCCAUGCACCACGACACCUCAUCCAGCCGGAGAAAAGGCGCCAAUCCGCGUCGCCGACCCCAGGAGCCGGCGUCGCCCCAGCCGGGCCCCUCCGCACCUGGGCGCUCCCCUCGCCCGGGUCCCUCCUCACGUAGACCAGGACGCUCGCCCAGGGUUCGGCGCUUUCGCCCUGGGACUAAGGCUUUGAUGGAGAUCCGCAAGUAUCAGAAGAGCACCGAGCUCCUCUUGCGAAAGGCGCCCUUCUCUCGCCUGGUACGUGAGGUGUGCCAAACUAUCAACAGAAGUGAGCUCAGGUGGCAGGUCUUCGCCCUGAUGGCGCUCCAGGAGGCGGCCGAGGCCUUCUUGGUGAUGCUGUUCGGAGACGCCAACUUGUGCGCCAUCCACGCCAAGCGGGUCACCUUGUUUCCCCGUGACCUCCAAUUGGCCCAAAGGAUCCGCGGGCCCAAUGCAAUCUGAGCCCGACAGCCGCCGCCACUACCAAAUCGUCGGAAAUGUGCUUAUAUUUGUUGUUUUGUAUUUUGUUCAAUAAAGGGGACU